GUGGAGACAGAGCUGGGAAAUAAAGGUCAACAAUGCAGUUCCUACCCUGGUUCAACUUGCUGCUUCUCCUUCCUUGUUUCAGUACCACCAAGACCUGCUUCCCUGGUUGCCACUGUGAAGUGGAAAGCUUCGGUCUCUUUGACAGCUUUAGCCUGACCAAGGUGGACUGCAGUGGAAUAGGCUCACACAUUGUUCCCGUUCCAAUCCCUCUGGAUACCUCCUAUUUGGAUCUAUCAUCAAACAAACUGGAAACAAUCAAUGAAUCGAAGCUCACUGGCCCUGGAUACACCACCUUGGUGAGCCUUGACCUGAGCUACAAUAAGAUUGCCAAGAUUUCCUCCACAACCUUCUCCAGGCUUCGAUACCUGGAGUCCUUGGACCUGAGUCAUAACUCUUUGGAAGUCCUUCCCGAGGACUGUUUCUCCAGUUCUCCUUUGGGAGACAUAGAUUUGAGCAAUAACAAGCUCUCGGAUAUAGCGAUGGACAUUUUUGCUUCAAAAGGUCAAGGAAAACCCUUGAAUGUGGAUCUAUCCAACAAUAUGCUCAGCACAAUUACAAGACACCGUGAAAAGAGCAUCCCAAAUAUCCAGAACUUGAAUCUUUCUGGGAACAGGUUAACGUCUGUGCCAAACCUUCAAGGCAUCCCCCUCCGAUACUUAAAUCUUGAUGGGAACCCCAUAAUCAAAGUUGAGAAAGGAGACUUCAUGGGGCUGAAAGAUCUGAUUCAUUUAUCCCUCAGUGGCCUGCGUGGCUUGGGAGAGUUCUCUCCCUAUAGCUUCAAGGAGCUACCAGCCCUCCAAGUACUGGAUUUAUCCAACAAUCCCAACCUGAAGUCACUGACUGCUGAAGUGAUCUUUGGGCUGAACUCCCUACAAGAGCUCAACCUCUCUGGCACAGGAGUGUCAUCCUUACCAAAGACUGUGCUGAAAUACCUGCCUUCCAUCAAAAGCAUCACCUUGGGGAAGAACAUACAGUGUCUGAAGACCAUCAAAGAAGGACAGUACCACCGACAAAUCGGGCUGACCAAAAAAGAGGUCCUCAGUUGCCACGAUAGCCAUGGAUCCGUAGCAGCAGCACCUUAUGUUUUGUGAUGAAAGCUGAGGAGGAGGUGGGGAAGGGAGGGUGGGGGGCCAUGGGAUUUGUACAGGAUCGGACUGAGGUGGUUUGCAGUGUGCCUUUUGUAAGACUGACAAUAAUUUAUAUAUUUGUAUAAGCCAAUACUUGAUUGUUUGUGGAUUUUAUAAACUCUCAUACCCUGGCCCAUGUUAUCUGCAAUGCUCCAGGUUUUACCCUUGAGGUCCUGCACACAGCCCCUUGGCUCAAGAGUGGUGAUGCUGGACAAUGGGGACUGAGCUGCUCUGCAGGUCUCAGGGCAGAACAGUGUGUCUGGAGCAAGCUUUUGUGUCCCAAAACAAAGUCAUCUGUCUCCACACCAAAACACAGUGACUCUGUAGCUGCUUGCUUACAGACCCAUGCACCAUCCUUUUGUGUUAUCUAUUACUCCCCAACAAGUGCCUUCUGGAUGUUGCCUUCAUUAGCAGCACCCUGGUCCCUGUCAUGCACUUUCAGUCCUGAAGAAACCUUUCCAGACAAACCUGAACACAGGGUGCUCCUAAUGGGCUGGUUUUUACAUGUUAUUUGCAUGUGUGUGCAAUGAACAUUAAGACAAGCACUUUUCCCACUGUUUUCUCCCUGUCUUCCCAUCACGUCCAAAUACUUUAGGUCCAACCUUUAAAACCUCCUCUCUUUCUAACCUUAGCAAGCCAUUGCUCAGAGAUGAUGCUCAGCAGAGCAAGGGGGAAGAAAAGGGAUUUGCCAACAGCCACAUCUCACCCCAGAAGCAGCCUCUCAGGUUACAAAGUGAAGAGAUCAUGUAGCCUGGCUUGAAAUAGUAAUGAAAAUCACUCUUCCCUUACUGGGAAAGCUUGGAAGAAAGCUUGGGCAGGGAUCCCCAUCUUGACAACCUUAUUAAACCAAGACGCAGCCCCAGAGGAUGCGAGACCAAGCUGUUUCCAUGCUGAUGCUACCCAUCCGAACACAACAUCUGCAGCUCAGCUGGGAGCAUGUGAGGCAGUUUUCAACACUGAAACACUCUCCAGAGCGUGCCAGGAGAAGGAUUAACACUGACGCCUGUGUCCCUGCAGUGCUUUGCCUAUCAGGGGAAAGAUCUUGUUGGGUUUUAGUUCCAGAGUUGUGCCUUUUCUUUCUCUCCCAUAGCUCUU
This is a messenger RNA of Melopsittacus undulatus (budgerigar), 2222 nucleotides long. RefSeq names its product tsukushi, small leucine rich proteoglycan (gene TSKU). Bases 33 to 1091 code for a protein of 352 amino acids. Lineage: Eukaryota; Metazoa; Chordata; Aves; Psittaciformes; Psittaculidae. Gene Ontology annotation, molecular function: protein binding. The transcript is spliced from 2 exons. Gene Ontology annotation, cellular component: extracellular matrix. The record is from RefSeq and is a predicted model, not a curated record.